UGCAUACAAUUGUGAAAUAUAGAAAAUGAUGUGCAUGUAUCACUCUAGGGAAAACAAUGACUUAACGGGACUUUGAGGAAACAGGUAUUGUGCGACAUCCUGUAUAAGAAGCUUCUUUUUAAAUAAUUGCAUUUACAUUGUAUUCUUUUUGCUAGUGCCGCAGAUUAUCUAUGAAAAUUAGCGCCCUUAUCGGUUUCCAUGGAACAUUCCCGCGUUCAUGACGUGUCGAGUACCGGUUCUACUGCGGAAAUAGACUUGAUUUCUUUUCCACAUCAACGCAAAUAUUGUCACUGUAUCAUGCCUUAUGUUCCCUUUAAAAGCAUCCUAAUUAUAUUGGCAAUUGCGGCGCGAACGUGCUAUUUGACUCGCUGCAGCCGGCGCUGGCAUUCCUACUCGCUCUUGGAUGGACGAGCCAGACCUUCGCAGGAGGCGACACCUCUGAGAUACGCGGAGAACAGGACACUCCUGGUGCAAAACGACUGCAACAGCAGCGUGGCCUUAUAUAUGGGAACCAGACUUUUCCUGACCAGAAAUGGCUUCGAGGGUACCCUUUAUCCCCUUGAUUUCUCUGGAGAUGGUGUCUCAGUGGGCAGAGUGACUUCUGCAGCUUUUGUCUCGGAGGGCCUUGUGCUGGUGAUUGAUGGCAAGGUCUAUGUGUAUGCUCUGGAGGAUCACAUAUGGACUCCAGCCCAAGGUGUGGGAUCACUCAUGACAGAAGUCUCUUCAUUGCAGUGCUGUUUCAGUACUGAGCCUCCUUGCACGGCUGUGAGCUCCACAGUUCUUGUAUAUAACAGAGGACACCCUGUGCAGGAUACAAACGUAUUCUUGUCUUCUGAUGGGGGAUUCCAGUUUGAGAGAUUUGCUUUACCUCCGACUUUACAAGGCGUUGUGGAGAUGGUUUUUAACAUGCCCACACUGUCAACUAUACUGGUGAUGAUAACAGACGACAAAAACAGGUCCUCUUUCAGCUAUGUGACCUCAGAUUUAAACCUGCAGUCAGAUGUAUUCUCUCUGAGGGGCCCUCUGGACCGAGUACAUGUGGUCCAACCCCCAGGCAUGACUGGACACCUGGUCAUCUGGUCUCUCCGGUCUCUGUUUUACUCCCCAAACCACGGCCAGUUCAUACUUCCACUGAAACCAGAUGUAGAGGGUGAUAGUGGUGUAUUUCCAGGACCUGAUGUCUUCCUACAACAGGUUGCUACAAGUGAGAACAGUGAGAUUGCAGUCCUAACCAGUAAAGGGAUGCUGUUCUAUGGGAGGCUCAGUAUGGAUGCAGUUAUCGUUCAGAUGAAAAACUUGACAGACUUCUCAGAGCAGGCAGUGCUGAUGUUCAGCUCAUUUGGGGACCUGCUGGUGACCCAGCCUAUCGAGGACCCCAGCACCGGGGGCGUUGAUUUUGACCACUGCCUGAUUGUCGUUCAGCAGCAGCUCAGCCAUCUCGUUCCCUUGCUGGGCACAUGCCCGGUGGAAGUCCUUUAUGGGUCUUUUGAUCGAGGUGUGUAUUAUAUUGAUAUGGGAGACCACUUAUACCUGUCAGCGGUUUUUAUCCCUGCACCACUCAGUCAAGUUUUCCCUUUGGUGACUGUAACAGAUCCUCAUCUGCUGGCUUUUCAAGCUGUCUCUAAAGAAGAUGGCAUUACCUCAGAUGGAAAUACCAAGUAUACUCUGAGUAUAAAGUUACGUCAGCAGAGGGGUGCAGAAAUGGCUCGUGAUUCCUUUCAUCACAGCUCACUGGACGGAGGCAUCUCCACUCUCACUGUGGAUGUGGUGGGCAAAGGAAUCUCCUGCAAGGACAUGGCACCACUGCAUGCGUACAUCAAUGUCAGAUGUCCACCUGGAAAGCACAUAAAGGUUUUAAGGAAUGUCACUGCGUGCACUAAGGGCACAUUCACUCAGGGUCUUCUGCAGAACAAUUACUCCUACACAAUUUCAAAGAACAUCUAUGACCCAGAGCAUCUGCGUCAACAGAAUUCUGCAGAAGAAGACCUCCAUGUGACUUACAGCUUUGUUGAAUACCAGUGCCCCCUGCUGGUCUAUUAUGAUGCACUAUGGCUGCCUAUAUUAGAACUGUGGGACAACGGGCAGUUCGUAGAGUUUGUCCCAGUGGACUUUGUGCUGUUUGAAGUCCAUGGGAUGUACAACUAUGACUACCUGCAGUCUGCUGGGAGUGCCAGGUGUGUGUCUCAGCCACAGACCUGGCCAUCCAUGCUGGCCAAACAGCCACAGCCUGACCCCCACACGGCAUGGACCAGAAAGGGGAACAGGAUCAUAUUUCCAAACUACAACGGCUUCUACAUCUUCAAAGCCAUUGUGGUGGAUCCAGCAUACAGCUUCUGUGAGCUCUCCACCACCUUCAGUGUGUACGUCUACGGCGCAUUCCCAAAAGAGCAGAUCGACUCCGGGAUAUUCCUGGCUAUCUUCCUGUCCAUAUUCGUAGGGUUACUAUUGAGCGGCUUCUUCCUGCUGCGACACACGGCUACACACAAGGCUGAGUAGGGCCAGAGUCUCUCGGGACUACUCCCAGGAGACAGGAACUGUAGCUGCAGCUUGCACACCCACAGAACGGCACAAAAUACAAGAACUGCUCUGCUUUUUCUCUUAACACGUCGUUAAACACAUUGUACUGUACUGUGGCACAAAAAGCCACUUGCUGCAGAGUGAUAUUCCCGAUGUUUCUUCUAGAACCAGGGUUCGAAAAGCAUUCACCUUAUCUAUAAUAGCUAGAGAUACACCUUUUUAGUUGACAGAAUGAGGAAUGAAACCAACAUUCAGCUUGUUCUCUUCUACUGCUUCUUCUGCCCCCAACGAUGGCAACUCAAUGUCUUCCUCAGCAUGUUCUCCAAGUAAAAAUGUUUUGACACCUGACAAUUGCUGUCAUGUUGUUCUUGUUAAGUUAUAUUAUUGCUGUGGAAUGCAAUGAUUUUUCCUUCCACGGACCAUGUAGGGUGAAGCUUCUUCAGUGCAUUCCUACUCACUCGUGUCUUAACACUGACUCUGCCUGCAGUAAUGCACACGAAGGGGGUCUCUGGUCUGAAGUUAAAGCAGGAAUGUGUUUCUCCCUGUAUGAAUAUAUCCACUGGAUCUCUAAGUUCAGCGGGCUAAGAGUAUGACCAACCCGGUCACAAUUUCUGUCAAUUAAGUCAA
This is a messenger RNA of Lepisosteus oculatus (spotted gar), 3144 nucleotides long. Lineage: Eukaryota; Metazoa; Chordata; Actinopteri; Semionotiformes; Lepisosteidae. The record is from RefSeq and is a predicted model, not a curated record.